This is a messenger RNA of Rotaria socialis, 3820 nucleotides long. The record is from the annotation of a GenBank genome assembly. Lineage: Eukaryota; Metazoa; Rotifera; Eurotatoria; Philodinida; Philodinidae.
GUAUCGGCGACUAUAUGAGCGGUUGAUGGUGUUGUUGAUAUUGUUUUUGAUUUUAUUUUUGCAAAUAAUAUUUUUCCUUUAAGAUAAUCAGAUAAUGGGUCGAGUUCAUCGGCCUAUAUGUGCAAUUAAAUGAGCUAUGAUCAAAUUAUAUUGAAAUUCACCUACCUGAAUGCAUAAAAUUAAGAAAAAAACAAUGUAAACGAAUAUGAUUUUCAUUGAUAACAAUUGAUAACUUAAUAAUAUUUGAUGAAAAGACUAGUGAUGAAUAGAUGAUGAAACUAAAUGUGUGAGAAUAUUUACAAUCAUUAUAUAUAUAUAUAUGCGUGUAUGUGUGUUACAAUAGAGAAGGAUCAAACUCUAUUGAACAUGUCGCUGUUGUUCUUUUUUUUGUUGUCAAUUAGUGACAUGCGAUUGCAUUGCAAUUAGCGUAUGUAUCAUCAAAGUAUUAUUUUGAAGGAGAAUAACUGUUAUUUUUAUAGAAGUUUAUUGUUUUGACUGAUGUUCUUUUCUUUCUAUCAGAAAAAUAAAAAAGAGAUCCCGACAUUGAUUGAGCAAGAUAACAUCAUAAUGAUCAAUUUCAUUGGAAUUUAAUUAUUAUAUUAUAUCAAGAAGUGAUUCUUUUUCUCAAAUGAAUUAACUAUGUAUUUCAAACAAAACAGAGAGAUUGAGUUGGAGAAAAUGAAAAGUCUUCAAAAAUAAAUGAAAACUGUCGAGAGGCAACAAGCAUCACACAUGAUGACUCAAACUCAUUGCGAAUUAGCUCAGCUAAUCGAGACUCAAACGAUUGAAAUGAUUUUUAACUGAGUUAUGAAUGAUUUAACUCAACAUUUUGCCCUUGAUUUGAAAUAAAAUUACAGAAAUACAAACUUUAAUUUUUCAUAUAAAAUUUUUCAUUAACCUAGCUAGUGUAGAUAUAUAACAAGAUCGUACAAAAUGCGAACAUUAUCUUAAGUUAUUUAUUCAAGAUUUUCAUCUAGAAAAAUUUAUAAAAUUUGAGGUGUUAUUGAUUCUUGCUUCGAGGCUUUUCUAUUCUUAAUAUUUUAUAUCUAAUCAUAUGUCGAUCUGUUUUUUUAAUAUCUAAAUUAACUUAAUAGGUCUUUAACGCUUCAAUGCUUUCUCAUUAUACAUGUACAUAAUAGCCGAUGAAAAUUGGAAAAAGGUUAACAAGAAUUCAUUUCAUUUCAAUUCAUAUUUGUUACGUUUAGUUACUAUCAAAACAUUGCUAUUAUGAUAAUCAUGUUCAUUCUUUCUAUUUGCACUCUAUUGUCGUUACUUUUUCGUCCGGUUGUUAAAGUUAAUCAAAGAAUUCUUUUACAAACAGAAGGAUAGUCCUAGAUCUAUUUUCUUGUCUCCCAUUCAUUUUCUUCUUGUCUAUCUCUGAUCUUGUGUUACUCUUUUCUCUAUUUUUUACAGAAGGAGAAAAAGAAGAACUCAUAGAGAAACUUUUCUGGUUGCUUUCCACUUGAUUUAUGUUUUUUUGCUCAGUCAAGAAUAUCAUUUAUUUAGAUAUCUUACAUUUACAAUUUUGUGAAAUCGCUGAAUAAUCCUUUAAUCAAAAUAUUAAUAUAUUCCUUAUUUGAAUUACUAUUAGUAUUAAAUAACAUAACCAAAACCAAAAAAAUUCAACGUAAGGGAAGUGAGCACAAGAUUCGAGUUUUUCCAGCCGCGAUUCGCACUAACAUCUGUGUUAACUCAAAAACAACUUGUGUUCAAUCCAGAAUACCAAGCUCUAUCGAAUAUCACAUUUUCCGAAUGCCUUACCGUCGAAGAAACACACCUAUCAACGCAACUACCACUUUUUCCCUAGCAACCGCUUCACCAAAAAAUACAAUUCUAGCCCCGAUUCGCUCAACGACUUGUGUUGACUCUGAAAAAGGUUGUGUUACAUGCAGAAUUUCGGGCUCUAUCUAAGGAUGCCUCUAUCAAAGGUUCUCAUCGGGUAAAAAUCGUGGUUUUCGAGGCAAACGUGGUCCCAAUGAGAUUUUCUACCAGUAACUUCAGCCCCGAUUCGCUCAACGACUUGUGUUGAGUGUAGAAGAGAUUGUGAUUGGGGCAGAGUUUCGAGCUGUAUGGAAUGGUGCCACUGUGAAGCAUCGUCAUUUCGCAAAUGGGGAAGUGGUUAUAAGGCCGAUACUGGUCCCGUUGUGACUUUCUAGCGGUAAGCCCAGCCCGGAGACGCGUAACCGCCUUUGUUGAAUAUGGUACAGUUUGUGUUCGAUGUAGAAGUUCGAGUUGUAUGGAACAUCAGCAGUCAGAAGGAUUUUGAUCACGGUAGGAAUCAUGGUUAUUUGCUAAGACGGCUCAUUGUUUAGGGUUUUGGCGUAUAAUUAUCGUCUGGAUGACUGGGAUGAAGUAUGGUUUGUGGUUUUAUAGGAUAGAGAGAAGAAAAGCGAGCGUUGCGUUGAGCAAAAUUUUUGACUUUGUAAAUGGGUAAUUUGUGCAUUUGGAAGGAUGAUUUUUGAAGUUUGUGGCAUUGUAUUAUAGUUUGAUGUCAUAUUUUGUUGACUUUUUGAGAAUGCAUCGAAGAAGAAUAUCGCAUUGAUAAUACAUUGAGUUGAAGGAAGUUUGGUUUCACAAUAAUUGAUGAAGGCCUAAUGCUUCGGAUAUGGACUCGUUAUGUAUUGCUCUAAAAGCUCUUCGGAGUAGAUUGUGCGUUUGAUAGUGUUUAGAUUGUGCACAAUCAUAUGAUAGAAUCUUAAUACAGAAAAUGCACGAAUCUGGAUGACUGAACGGAUAGAAAGCUCUUUCACUGAUAUUACUUUGUAGAUUUGAGUUGUGAGUCUCGGGGUCAUGUCUGUGAACUCCACUAUUGAUGUUUAAAUUUCGUUCAUAAUUGUAAAUUUAUAUAAUAUUAAUAAGUUCGUGUUUUUUAAGGCGUUUGAUUUUUGGUCCAAUCUUUAAUUUAGGAUAUAUGUUUAUCUGUAUAGCGGACCUGGCUCUGCUUAACAAAACGAAGUUAUUGCUUGUACUGUAGCGAAAGCAUUGGAAAAAAAGAACUAAGUUCAAUCGGUGAUAGAACAAGCUCUUAUAAAAUACCUGGUCGUUCGUAAACAAAAUUUCCCGCAGCACCAUCGGCAACUCUUUCAUCAACUGGUUUACUUGAUGAACGUCGGCGUUCACAAUUGAAUCAUCUUCGUCCUGAAUUACAAAUAAUUUUGCAUAAUUAUAUUGAAUCUUCGCCACCAAAAUACGAACUAUUUCGGAACAUUCAAAAGAAACGGAAAAAGUUACUCAUAAAACUUUAGUGCCAUAUAGGCCCCACAAACCGUUUUUAUAUCAGUAAAUUCGUAAUCACUUCAAAAUUGAAUGUGAGCAAGCAUUUUAUCUUAUUGAUCCGAUGAUUGAUGUAACAAAAGAUAUAUUCGAUCAUUCUGAUAUAGGAAAGAUAAAUGAAAAAACUUAAUCUUUAUAUAUUUAAUUCAAAUAUAUCAGAAACAGAAAAUUUUUGUAACAAUCAAACAGGUGUAUAAAUAAUGGAAGAAUAUAAUGCACUAAGAUUAAAUUAACUAUCGUGGUUACAACAAUAUUUAAUUAGUAAUUAAACGAAAGAAAAAAUAUUAGUACGAAAACAAAAAGAAUGAAUAAAAUAGAAUUUACGUCGUAGAUUACACAAACUUUCAACAAAUGCUAGAUACCAACAUGGAAUGAAUUAACAUUACAAUUACAUCGAGAAUAUUUUAAAGCACAUGAUUCAUGUCAAGAUUCAGUUGAAUUAAUGAGACAAACACAAAAGCAAGGUCUAUUUCAAUUACAAGCAGCACCUGAUGAUGAUAAACGACUUUUAUCGGUUUUAAUAACUAAUCAUGCGAAAAAAGUUUAA